Molecule: messenger RNA, 5579 nt
Organism: Chroicocephalus ridibundus (black-headed gull)
Lineage: Eukaryota; Metazoa; Chordata; Aves; Charadriiformes; Laridae
Gene: PIMREG
Product: PICALM interacting mitotic regulator
Exons: 5
Coding region: 1010-1828 (272 amino acids)
Source: RefSeq, a predicted model, not a curated record
ACACCGUAACGUGGAACUUUUUUAAACCGUAGCUCUUGGGAACUUAGAGAAAGUAUGUUUGUAAGAAGCCAAUGGUGGGACUCAAGAGGUAUCCUGCAGUGUUACAGUGUUGGCUUCGCCAUGGCUCUAAUCCAAGUCCUAGCUACAGAGGUGUCUCUAGCUGUUAGCUUGGAGUAUAACUUGGUGGGGAGAAACUGAACCAAACCUUGGGGGAAAAACCAGAAGCUGCUACAGCUCUUUCCAAAGCAAUUUUUCAGGUAGAAAUGUUUUAAACACAAAUGCUUUGCAUGCCUUGUUUUCCUCUAGGGUAGGAUAAAAAAACCCCAAAAACUAAACAGUCCAGGGCAAAAAAACCCAACCUCAAACCAAAGCAAAUUCUCUGCACUUGGCCUUUCUUUGCUGCCAGAUUUGCUACAGAAGACAACCCCAAUGGCUUCCAGUGCAACACUGUGCUGCUACACCAGCUGUCAACAAAAACUUUCUAAGGCAUUGGCUCACAAUCAACAGAAGAGCAGCCGCAGCUUGGAUGCCCAUGCGUGCAACGCGGACUAAGCCCUCCUGCGGCUCCUGCUGAGGCGAGUCUCUAGGCCACAGCUACGCACGGGCCCCGACCCCGCGGGGGCGGGGCAGCACCGCUGCCGCGCUCGGUCACAGCCGCCAUCAGCGCCCCUACGGCCCGGCGGGGGCGGCCGCCAAGGAGCCGGGAAGACGCUGAAGAACCGGGGGGGACGCGGGAGUCGCAUCACACCCCCCGCUCCCGCCCCAGCCCCGCCGACCCCUCCGCAGCGGCCGCAGCUGAGGCGCAGGCGCCGAGACGUGCAACGGCCGCCGCGCGCUCGCGCGAGGGCGCAGCCAAUGGGGGCGGGCCGCGGCGGCGGCGCCAAUCCGGGAAGGCGGAGUGGGCGGGGCGCCGUUCAAACGCGGCGGCGGCGGCGGGGCGCGAGGAGGCUCUUGCUGGCGGCGGCCCGGCCCCGGUACCGAAAUAAAGUUGACCAAGAACUGGAACAAGAUGGUAUCUGUACUCCAAAAUGUCAAGGCAACAAUGGCCUGGCGGAAACACCAGCUCCUAGCUGACUUUGAUGAGAAUGAGAGCCCUGUACCUGACAAAUUCAAGAGAAGGGCUUCUUUGAGUUCUAUAAAUACCGUCCGCAUGUCUCUAAGAAAGCGAGUGCCGUUAAAGCACGUAGAGUUGAAUUUUUGUAAGACCCCAACUUGGGAAAGUCUGGAAGCAAGACAGAAGUGCCAAACUCUUCAGACUAUUAAAAGAACAGCAAAAAAUGCUUUUGGAACAGUGUCCCAGAAAAUACAGAAGUCUUGCCAAAGCCCAGUACGCUCAAUGAUGACCUGUCCAGCUGAAUCCAUCGGCAGAAACUGUGCAACCAGUUCUACCAAGAAAAGAAGUACUACACCUCGAACGCCUUGUCAUAAGAAGAGAGUUACUCCAGCAGCCAGUUCCAAAGGCACCCCAAGAUCUAGCAAAAGAGCCUUGCUUGGGCCAACAAGGGUGUCAGACCAUAAAGAAUGGAGGGGUUUCUCAUCCUGGCUUGGUAAAGGUGCUGUCUCUCUUCAGAGAUCAAGAAGAGCAGCAGCACUGAAGAGCCCUUACUCAUCACCUGCUUCUGCCAGCAGAAAGAUAGAGUUUGACUGCGAGUUGGAGCUGGUCUCCUCAGGGAUUUGCCAAUUGAAGCAUAUCUCCCAGGCAUUUGAUGAUGCCAUUGUGCAAGAGGAGAGGCAACAUGCGAUAUCAAACUACUACUAUCUAAUGGCACAAAACUUACAGUCUGCGCGUCGAUCUCAGAAAUUUCUCAAGCUAUUGGAAGGCAAGUGAAGAAACUCCAUCGAGCACUUGGUACCUAGACAGAGAUGGCUGUAACUAUUGUUAGUUUACGAAGCAUAUAUAUGAAGGAGAGCUCUGUGCAGCACUUGAAAGGGUGCACUCUGUACACUGAACAAGCUGUUACAUUUUAUAAUCUUUCUUGACAAAGCAGCUCAGGACUUCCCUUCCCUUGCUUUCUCUUUUCAAGCAAACAGGAGAAUCGAAGUUGUACCACAGUGUAUUAUCUCCUGCUGAGAUGAGGGACCAUCUUGAAUGUGACUUUCAUAAGGCAGUAAGUACUUUGAAACUUAUGUUGACCUGACCAGUAGGAAUGGUCAGAGCAAGGGCCACAGACUUACGAAGGGCGAUUAUAGGUAAUAGUAGUAUUUAGACUAGUAUUCAAGCGCCACUAGUUUUAGUAAGAGUACUUUGUAUACUAAAAAUACACUAUACUUUGUACACUAAAAGUACUGGUCCAUUAUUUUGAAAGCCUAAAAAUUUUUUUCUGUAUACAAACAACCCCCAAGUUAAGUAUCAUGUCUAACUGGAAGUCAAUGAAGCAGCAGUGGCUUGUUUGAGUUCUGACCGCAACUGCCGUUCCAAGGCAAUAGGUUCCUGUGGGGCCACCCACACCACAAGGGAGGAGACACAUUAGGACUCUAAUUCGUGGCCUUAAGGAUUGCUAUUAGAUUAGCCUAACUAAUCCUAUUAUUUGAUGAAGUAUACUAAGCAUUUGAUACCUGUAUUUUGCUUAUAAUUUUUUUAAAAAAUAACAUAAAUUUGACAAGCCUUUUUUGGUAGGUGAUUCAGUUUAACAAAGUUUAGUCUUUCAAACUAAAGCAAAGAUUUCUCAAGCUUCUAGAAUUCAACACCAGGGCCGUUUUCCAUGGUAGCAGCUUUGUGCAGGCUUCUCAGAUUACAUUCACUCCAAGAUGAACCUUCAAACAAAAGACUGAUUUUGGAAACUUUGCUCUACACUUUUAAGAUGCACAUGUAACUUAGUAAAACUGGAAUUACUAAAAUUUUAAUGGUAUUAAGUACAAAUAUGGGAAGCAGUCGUGUUUAAUUCAGAUUUAUGCGUAAGUAGUAAUUUUAAGCUUGCUCCUGAUUUUUCUUGUCAGACUAGACUGUUUUAAAAUAGUGAAACAGUUUGAGGGCUGGAAACAUGAAAACAACCCUGACUUCCAGGCUUUCAGGUGACUGAGGGCCUCAGCUUGUGUUAUUUCUUGAUGUAGUUUUUGUGUGUACUUGUGUUCUGUUGUUGGUUUAGUGGUGUUUUUUUUAACCACCUUUCUAUAUCGAACAGUAGCUUGAAGUUAUUCUUUGCAUGUACUGAAACUACUUCUAUAAAGCUUUCACAAAGAUGCUGUCUCAUUAUGGAAAUAUUUUCUUGUAUGACUUUUCAAAAGGAAGGAGGGUUGUAGUUUUGUGAAAAGUCAAUCUCCAAUCUAAGUAUUAUUUCAGAUAGUCAGAUGUAUUAAAUAGCCUCUAUUUAUACUGUUUCCACUGGCUACUAGGACGUGUACAAUGAUGCUCUAAUACUACCCACAUCACUGGUAAGAAAAAUCAGUGACAUUGUUUGCUUAAAGGCAAGGAAAGUUUUAUUUGAGUAAUAUGUUACAAGAUUUUAAAAACCAGCUCACAUCAAAAUCUAUACCAGUUGUAGAAAUCUGACUCCUUAUUUCGUAUUAAGAAAUUCAUUAUUGUACACUUUUGGAUCUUUACAAGGCAGCCAUAAGAAAUAUAAACAUUUGUCACCAGAUAGAACCGUCUCACUGACAAACAAUAUUUAAAAGUAUGCACUUAAUAAAACUAUAUGAAAGAACAUGUACAAUUUCAAGUUUCCUUGUGUGAAUUCAGUUGUAAGUGGACUGCCCCCUUCUGUCCCCCACAAAUAGAAAAAUAAGUUAUGCAGAAGGCUUGGGGUUCUGUGAGAGGACUGCCAUUCUAGGCCCUACACCAGUCCUCCCAGAAUACCCUCAUCUUUAAAGCCUGCAAUCUGUAAAUUACGUUUCAAUAUUGUAAUCUCUGGUAAACCAUCUCCGAACACAUCACAGUAAACCUGCUUCUAUCUCUCUCCUCUACCCCCUUCUCCCCCACCCUUACAAGUGAAAAAUGAGCUGUCAGAUUUGUUUCAUGUUCCCCCCGCCUCCAUCCCCCAUGAUUAUAUCCAGUUUCAAAGGUAGCUUACUGAGAUAAACACAAAUAAAGGGUAAACUGUAAUCCCCUUACCUUGGGCUUGAACUAAAAUGAGGGACAGAGGAAAUACCAACACCUGACUUCAAUUCCAGAGUCCAUGGCACAGGAUUCUAGCUGCUCCAGGCCAUUUCUUUUUUUCUGAAAAAAAGAGUUCUUUUCAUCCAGAAAAAUGUGUUAUUACCUCCAUUUUUAUGGGGGACUUAAUUUAGGAUCAUCUGUAGGAACCUAUAUUUACACUUGAGUGAUUAAACAUCAUGGAAAUCAAGUUACCUUGUUAAACCCACAAUUUCUGCUGAAGCUAUGAACACGGGCCAUGAGGAAUCAUUGCUCUUGGAGAAGCUGAGGAGGUAAGUUGGAAAGUUUUGUGUUUACAGGAAUUCUAUCCUGUACCAGCUCCAGAUGAGGAUGGAAAGUGCCACUUUCUCCCCUGCAUGCCUAAAAUGAACAAUUCAAUGCAGAAAUCUUGAUUUCAGAUCCCACAUUUCAAGCUCUAAUCAGAAAUAUGAUGAAAUCUCUCUGUUAUUACGCCAAUGAGUUUAUUAAAAAGGUGCCCAUACUCCAAUCAUCUAGUACCUUUAUGAUGUACUCACCUUUCUGUGGCUUAGAUGCAAAAGGGGGGAAAAAAAACCUGGGGAAACUCCUAUUUACUCAGUAACAACUGUUGCACUUGCUUAUUUUAAAAACUGAAAAUACCUAUUCAUUUCAAGUAUUAUUAAAAAAUGCUUAUAUAGUGGUUAGCAAGUUUAAGACGGGGGAACAAUAUAGAAAGAAGGAAAAAUUUCCUUUUUUCCCUUCUAAAUUUAUUCCGUAAAGUACAUGAUGAUACUAUAGAUCUAAAUGUUGGGGAUUUGCUUAAAUACACACAGUGGUAGUGCCCUGCCCUAAAGACCGCAGUGUAUAAAUGGGACAACUUGAUCACUAAAAAUGGCAAACAAAGGCUAUUUCGCAGAAUGGUGGAGCUUCUAGAUAAAGUGUCAGAUUAAGGUGUGUCAUUUUUUUUCUCUAGUUUACUGAUAGUUCUGCUUCUACACAACUAGUGAAAGUUUUAACUGUUUAGAAGUGACUUCCCUAGGUACUACAGGAAUAGAUGAAAGUAAUCUGUAUGAAUUAAGACUAUUUUCAUGUAAACAAAUCAAAAUGGCAGCUCUCAUGAACCCCAACGAACAAGAAGAAUUAUCAAUGUCAUGUCAUUUUUACACCUAACAAAAAUUUAUGCUGAAUAGAUAUAAACCAUGCCACAAAACUAAACAGGAGUACUUUGGUCAAGCAAGAAUCUGUUCCAAGAGCACUAGUGUAUGCAAACACUUAAAAAAAAAAAAGUUAUCCAAAAUAAGCAGAUUUGGAUCAACAUCACUAUUCAGGUCUGUGGAAUAUUCUGCACUCUUCAUACAACAAUAUCUUUUUUUCAAACUUACCUAACUAGACAACAAAAUUGAGUAAACAGCCAUUUUAUUUUUUUCUUUUUUUUAAAGUAUAUCGGUUACAAAUUUGCUGUGAAAGCAGAACCAAAACUUCACUUAAGGUGUCUUCCAGUAGCUACACACACACCACACACACACACACA